GCGAAGCCCGCGGCGGAGCUCGAUGGUCAGCAAGGCCUCUGCACGGAGCUAGGGGCCAGCUGCAGUUCGUCACAAUCUCCUUCUUGGCCGUCCUCCAGCUCGCCGCAGUGGCGCCGUGGCCCGCCGGCGUCUCCCUUCACCGCUGCGAGAGAGGCCGAGCGCAGCGACCGCGGCGCGACGUGGUGGCACAAAGAGGCGAAGCAGAGGGAGACUGCGCAGCAGGCGACGGUGCAGGAGGAUGCGCUGGAGGAGGCGCGACCUUCGUCCGCCUUCGACGACUUCCUGGCAGAUGUCGUGGAAUCUUCACUGCGCGGCCUGGGUAAGUUGUUUUCCUCAGGCGAAGACAGACCGCAGGGUCAGACCUGA
Messenger RNA from Prorocentrum cordatum, 366 nucleotides. The record is from the annotation of a GenBank genome assembly. NCBI's taxonomy places the organism in Eukaryota, Dinophyceae, Prorocentrales, Prorocentraceae.